CUAAAAACAAAACGCCGGAAAUUUUGCUUUAUUCUUGAGUGUUCGGAAAAAGUGACUUUAUUGGUAACUGUGUGCUAGUUUUCCUUGUUAAGAUCAAUUGGUUUUUAGUUGUAGAUAUUGAAUAACUCAUCUUUAUCACCAAUCGAGCUGAAAAUGUAGAAGUUGACUAUGAAAAGACCUACACAAAAGACCGUCCAUAGUUCGAAACUAAUCUUAUUAAUAUUAAUUCAGCUAGUUACCGGAGCUUUUGGGACCAGCGAUGACAUCACGAACAUUUGGUUUUUUGGGUGCCGUUGGUUCGGAGGCAUCACCAACAUGCUGUCUUGCAAUUGUGCACCGGAAGCAGAAGAGAUGUACAUCCAGAGAAACUCGAUUCCAGCCUAUGACGUUAGUAACAUAGAAAUCAGCAAUUGCUCAAAAGUACGCUUCGGACCAAAAUCAGUGUAUGAUCUCAAUAAUUUACGACAAAUAACAUUAAACAAUAUCCAAUCACUUGUUUUCGAAGCCAACAGCUUAGAAUGGGUCGGAUAUAAAGAUUCAAUAGACAACCAGGAAAGAUUUCAAGUUAAUACGCCUAGUCUGAAAGUGUUUGUUAAAAAUAGUCUAAAUGUUAAUAUAGGUUCGCACAGUAUGGUUGGUAGAAUAAGUGAAAUAAAUUUCGAAAAUGUCCUCAUAGAAAAAAUCGAUGCUUUUGCAUUUUCAAACUUAGUACAAAUGGAAAACUUAAUUUUCACUAACGUGCAACUUAAAAAUGUUAACUCCCAAGCCUUUAAACGAUUUGGAACUGAAUUCAUGAUCCUAGAUGGAGUGAAAGCAGAUUACCUACCCAGCAGGACCUUUUUAAAUGUAACAGUCUACAGGGAUUUCAUUAUAAGAAAUUGCCAAUUCAACACUCUACACAGUGGAACAUUUAGGAUCAACCAUCCUACAAAUUUUGCCAUAACCAACUCACAAAUAAACGACCUACAAGGACAAGCCUUUCUAGUAUCAACAACUGGCAAUGUUAUUAUAAGAAACAACUUUUUCAAUAAUGUGCAAGAUUAUGCUUUCAAAGGAAUCACCAAUGAAAUCAGCAGGGUAAACACUAUACAUUUUGACUCUAACACUUUUGGCUCAUUAAAUCGCCGCUCUUUGGACUUGCAGCCUCAAUUCGAAGCUCGAGUAUCCAAUUUGAACCUCAAUCAAACAUGCGAUUGUGAUUCAAUAGUCGAAAAACUACAAACUGAUUUUUAUGAUGAAAUUCGUUGUUUAUAUCAAGAAGAAUACAUAACAGUGAAAAACUUUAAAAGUCAAAAUUGUUCGGUAUUAGCGGGUUACUAUACAAUAAUGAUAGUAGUUUGUGUCGCGAUUUCAGUGAUAAGUAUCGUGGCUAUAUCGUUUUACGUUUAUUAUGUUUUGGUGUACAAAAGACAAAAAUAUGGUUGUGAGAAAGGAGGGAAAGCUCCAUUGAGUUUAAUCGUGCCCGAUGGGAGGACUUAUAAGGAAACCGAGUUGCACGUUAUCGUGGAAAAGGCCGACUUGUUAACAACCGAUCUUUGAUUUGUUAAUUUUUAUCAGUAUUUCUUGUAAAUAAUGUUAAUUAUUAUUUUCUAAUACUUAAUUUAUAUCUUCUGUGAUUUCUGUUUAAUUUUAUUUAUUGAGACAUUGUUUUUCCAAUUCAGUUUUCUAGCUAGAGUAUCGUUAAAUAAGAAUUCCUAAUAAAUGUCCCAAAGAUAACCAAAUAAAUACAAUUCAA
This is a messenger RNA of Ceutorhynchus assimilis (cabbage seed weevil), 1735 nucleotides long. The record is from the annotation of a GenBank genome assembly. Lineage: Eukaryota; Metazoa; Arthropoda; Insecta; Coleoptera; Curculionidae.